UUCUAUAAUAAAUAUAAAAUAAGUAGAUCACUACUGCACUUUGUUGCGAAUGUUUCGAAAGUCAUUUUUGUGCUCAACCUUACAUGAAUGAACGCAUGAACCAUGUCACGUGAGCUAUUUGGGUGCUUCGUUGAAGUUAUCUCAUUGAUGACCGAUCGAACAUUUAGGUUGUUGGAGUGAAGAUUUUUUUUUUCCAAUGAGAAUUAAUUGAACUAGUCGCCGAUUACUGAAAGAACAUUUCCUUUCUUAUUCUAUCAACAAGUCAGGGUACGAGCGGAAACUAUCGUAUUUCAUUUUGCUGGUGUUUCGAACGAAGAGGGAGUUGAUCAAGUUCAAAUGGUUUAAAAAGUCUGAUUAGGGAUUUUUGUGGUGCAUCUAAUUGCAAUCCUCGAAUAAGAAUGGAAAAACAGGUGUAAUCAUGCCAGAGUGUCAUGUCUGCGCUGGUACAGAAUUUGAAGAGUUAGAUGGUCUUUUUUACUGCUUGGUGUGUCAGACACAGUCACAGAAUAUACAGACAGUAGAGCUAGAUGAAACAGAUGCUGUACUUCCUGCACCUGGUGUCCUGAGGGAAGUAAAGAAAAAGAAGACAAGCCAUGAUUCAAAGUUUGUAAAUGAAUUUGAAAAAGGUAGACCAUGGACAUUGUAUGAAGCCUACCAGAUAAUUAUGCAGGCCCAAGUGGAUGCUUUAAUUUUGCAUGGAGCAGAUCCUGAUCUCAAGGAAGCUGUACUACGCUUGUGGGCAAAGUAUCUCUCGCAGCUUGGAGUAGCAUUCAUUGAUGACAUCCGCUUGCUGGCAAAAAAUGUGGAGAAGGGAAGCCGGCACAGGGAAAAGUACAUGGGAAACUGCGAGAACCCAGUGACAACCCCAGUAAGAUGGAAGCAGUCUACUGAGACAAGCAUACCAAUGUCAAAUUAGCAAGAAAAAAAGAAGAACAAGUUAAAGCAUCAGAAGUUCUACAUGGGGAAACUGUUUGUGUAGAGGACAAUCUUCCCAUGAGUGACAGUGAUAGCAGCUUAGAUUCUUGUUCAUCCUGGGAACUGUUGUAUGAGGAUGACGAGGAAAAGAAGAGCAGCCAAAAAGAAAGCCAUAAUCAAGAGCACAGUAAAAAUAAGUAUGUCUGUAAAAGACAAAGAAAAGAGAGAUAUUUACAACUCAGCAAAAUUGCUUACCAAGCUGAGUUCAUGGACCUGUACAAAACUGUUGUUUUUUGUUAUCUGGGACUGCUGUUUACUUCACCGGGCAUAACAGUUUCUGAUGUCAUCAAGUGGGUUUAUGAUGGUUCAUUUCCUUACUUGGAAGUGACUCAUCUGCUGCCCAGUGACCUAAAACUAUUUUGCUAUGAUGAACAUCUCUUCCAUCCAAGUCAUAUGACAUCCACAAAGCUUAGACUGCUAUCAGGCAAAGUUGCUAGAUUUCUAGGUAUCAAAAAAUUACCAGCCUUUCCCACAAAAUACGUCAUUAGCCGUUAUAUUUUGCAGCUUGACUUACCAGUGGAGAUGAUUAAUCUUGUUCACCAUCUGUGUGAAAAGGCACCACCAGAAUUAGCAUGCACACACAAUGCUAAGCAUGCUACUCGUGAGGUGUCUGUCAAAAACUUUGAUGCCCAAUGUGUUGCUUACAUCAUUGUCAUGCUGAAGCUACUGUUUGGUGUUAAUGACAGCAAGGAGAGACAGCUGUCAGAGUAUACAAGAAGAGUGAAAACAGAUCUACAGCUAGGUGAAGAAUUGUUUGAGUGGGAUGCAUGGCAGGCUCAUGCCAACCACAAAUUCUUCAUCAAGUCCCAAUCUCCCUGGGACAAAAGUGACUACUCUGCUACACCAGACAUAGAACUGACAUGCAGAGCAUUCAGGACUGCAGGAUGUAAAGAUAAAACGUUCAGCAGCAUCCACCUGUACAACAGAACCAAAAAAAGAAAAGUGCAACACUAUAAGCAGGAAAACCGCGAAUUGCUAAAGCGACCUCUAGAUGUUCUGUUAAACCGUUGGACACAAAGAGAUCAGCGAGCUGCCCAGCUUCGUCAAAACCUUAUCGACAGUGAAGAUGAUAAAGCAAGCAGCAGUGAAGAAGAAUGCAAGUCAUUUUCAUGGAAAAACAGUUGUAUCAAUGCUGAAAAUGUCAUGAAUGAUAAAGAAAUGGGAACAAGAUUCCAGAGAUCCACAUUGUGUCACAUUACCCAAGCAAAAGAUUUCUGGCAUAGAAAAAUAGCACAUGAAGACCUUGGUGUUGGUAGGUUAAAAGCUAAAGAGGAGAUGGGAGAUAAACAGAGACUCGAUGAUGAAAACAUUUGGUCAUCCUGUGAUGGGAGCUUCAGCGGGCAAGAUGGAACUGAAGAGUCUUAUACAACUAUGUUUCACCGAGUUAAGACAGAAACUUUAUCCUUUCAUGGAGCAUCCGCUGUACAACCUACAGAAAACAAUGCAGUCAUUUCACAACUCCAUGAAUCAUCAUCCAGUGUGAAGUCCCAAAUGUCCGAAAUAGAGCUGUAUUCUUAUGUGUUUGAAAUGCUUGACGAUCUUCUGCCAGCAAACAGAUUCUACUUACUUCAACCAAAACCAGAAGUUUAUGCAACAGAAAGUUUGAAGGAAACAGAAAGGGCAAAUGAAUACUUGAAAUACCCUGUAACUUAUUCUUGGCUGCUGACCAUAUGCAGCCGUGUUGUUUGUUGUCCUGUAGAGGAGAUACAAAACAUAGUUUUUGCUAUUGAAAACUAUCUUUUGUGAUGUACAUUGUAGUAGAAGUUCUAUCUUUAGCAGUUUGUUCUGCAAUUAGUGCAAUAAACUGAAUACAGUUAUUACAGUUAAAUGCAUACAGAAUGAAUUCAGAAAUCAAAGUACUAAUAAAAACUGUAACUUAUUCUUGGCUGCUGACCAUAUGCAGCCGUGUUGUUUGUUGUCCUGUAGAGAAGAUACAAAACAUAGUUUUUGCUAUUGAAAACUAUCUUUUGUGAUGUACAUUGUAAACGCAGGUGCUUGUAGUAGAAGUUCUAUCUUUAGCAGUUUGUUCUGCAAUUAGUGCAAUAAACUGAAUACAGUUAUUACAGUUAAAUGCAUACAGAAUUAAUUCAGAUAUCAAAGUACUAAUGAAAAAGCUUUCUGCAGUGUG
This is a messenger RNA of Pomacea canaliculata, 3103 nucleotides long. RefSeq lists its product as uncharacterized. Gene Ontology annotation, molecular function: RNA polymerase I core promoter sequence-specific DNA binding. The transcript is spliced from 16 exons. Gene Ontology annotation, biological process: RNA polymerase I preinitiation complex assembly; nucleolar large rRNA transcription by RNA polymerase I. Lineage: Eukaryota; Metazoa; Mollusca; Gastropoda; Architaenioglossa; Ampullariidae. Gene Ontology annotation, cellular component: RNA polymerase I core factor complex; RNA polymerase transcription factor SL1 complex. The record is from RefSeq and is a predicted model, not a curated record. The coding region runs from base 994 to 2721 and encodes 575 amino acids.